AUGGUCCUGCUGAUCUACAUCUACCUUGCCGUGCACCUGCCCAUGCCGAACUGCAAGGGCUACGACUACGAGCGGCUCCGACUGGACGAGGAGUCUGACAAGCAGUCUGAAGAGGAGUCUGAUAGGGAGGACCCGAGAAAUUCAGGAUUGCUUCUGGACGUGGACAAGAGGGACCCAGCCCUGGUUUUGGCAGCUGUGCUGUAUUGGGUGGUGAUGCCCGUCGCUCUGGUCACCCUAGGCUUCGGAGCGACCUGUGCAGGGGGUGCCCCCAAUGUGGCGUUCAUCGUCUACGGUGGUUGCUUCGCCAUACACUUCGCAUGCAUCUUCUGGGCCAUGACAGGCUCGUUGAAAGAAAAGGUGCACGACACGCCGAUGCUCCUCUCGUGCUUUUUCCUGGCUGCUCUGGAGCACUUUGACAUGGCGUCCGAUGCGCUCUUCACAGGGACUUCAGCAGCCUGUAGUGACGAGAUUACGGACUUAUGGCUGAAAUCCUGGAACGACGUGCCCGGCUGUGGCUUCCUGGUGCCCGUGCUCUCGAAGCUGGGCUUCUCCGGUGUUGCACUCACGAUGUUCGUGACGAAUGCAUACUUACCACAACUUCUCGUCGUUCUCGCUUUCGUUGCACCCUUCGUCGCCCUUGUGUUCGUGACCCUCGUCAUCCUCUGGGCAGCCUUGGGUUGCUGGGUGGGCCUCCCGGCCAUGCUGGCGGUCUUCGCAUUGCUGAUCCGCAGCGGCUUCGGACAUUGGCAGAUGGGCGAGCUCCAGCGUGGUGCUUUAUGUGAGGACUCCCUCCUGGCGCUUUACGUUGGAGCCGAGAUCGUGAAACUGCCAGAUUGUCCAGGGCUCGGUGGAGCUGAGGGCCGAGCCCUGUUCAUCCUCGGCACCAAGCUGGUCUUGGAAAACUUGCUGCAGCUAUGGCUCCAGAGCUCCUACCUCUCCCUCUCCUACGACCGGAUGGACACCAGCGCUCGCUGGCAGGCGAUGGCCUCCAUCGCUGUGGGUGUUUGCGUUGCAGGUGGCAAGGGCCUCAAGAUUGCCGCUGUGGCAGUGCCAGCAGGCAUAAGGAAUGCUGAAGAUAUAGUUCGCCAACGCCAAAUAUACUGGUUAUUGGUGGGUGCCAUCGGAGUCUUUAUGAUGCUGGCCGGCUUCGGGUGCCUCGCAUGGGUCGUGGCCAAGGUCGUCUUCAUCUUCCGCUGCGACUCCCACGUUUGGAACCUUUCCACCGGCUGCGUCAGCCCGGAGAUGUAG
Messenger RNA from Symbiodinium sp. CCMP2592, 1248 nucleotides. NCBI's taxonomy places the organism in Eukaryota, Dinophyceae, Suessiales, Symbiodiniaceae. The record is from the annotation of a GenBank genome assembly.